Messenger RNA from Daphnia pulicaria, 7235 nucleotides. Its product is annotated as zinc finger and BTB domain-containing protein 24-like. Gene Ontology annotation, cellular component: chromosome. NCBI's taxonomy places the organism in Eukaryota, Metazoa, Arthropoda, Branchiopoda, Diplostraca, Daphniidae. The coding region runs from base 1214 to 3682 and encodes 822 amino acids. The record is from RefSeq and is a predicted model, not a curated record. Gene Ontology annotation, biological process: regulation of transcription by RNA polymerase II. The transcript has 4 exons. Gene Ontology annotation, molecular function: chromatin insulator sequence binding.
AAAAUGUCGACAAUUCAAUUCCCCCCACCCGAUUUCCAUCCGAGUUAUUAUUAUUAUUUUGUCGUUUACUAAUCAACGGCUGUUAAUUGAAAAAGAAUCGUUUCAAUAAUUGCUGUUCCAUUUCUCUCUAGCCCACGGUGUAUAUUCUUCCGAGAUGAUCGAUCUUCUAGCCUCCGUCAACCCGCUCAUUCGCCCUAUGUAUACUGAAAAACUCAGCGAUAACAUCAUCAGUUUCAAAUGAAUUCAACUGUGAUUAACUCGACUCUGGACAAGAUUCCAAUUCAAAGAUUAAACACAAAAGAAAAGAGAGCCCAGACUUCCGCUGGCUUAAUAAUGAACAAAACCCCCUCAGCAGUAUACUAUAUAAUAAUAAUAAAAGCUUGUAUAAACGUCAACGUCUAGUCACAUUUGGAAUAAUGGAGCGCUAGAUAUAUAAUACCGGUACGCGAAAUAAUAAAAAAAAAGGUUGAUCUGCUGAUCGGUGACGGAGAGAAAAAGGGAGUGCGGAGAUUGGUCGCAGCCACAGGGGAAAAGGGCAGUGCCCAAACGGGUCUGAGAGCAGCUGAGGGGCCAAGUCGACGAUCAAAAGGCGGUUCCUCCCCAUAUGUAUAACCCCGUCCGAUAGUGAGAGGGGAAGGAGCAUGUAACAGCCGCGGCGGAAAGACACGCAUACACACUACACACACACACACGGCGUGCAGAGCGAGAGGGGAGGGCAAAUGGUCGUUUGGUGCUGGUUGCUGGUUGGUCCGACGGCCGGCAAAGAGACCGCCGCAAAAGGUGGAGCCUAUUGCAGCUCGCUCUCUUUUUGGCUGGCCUUUCUUCCUUCCUUUUCCUUCCUUUUUUUAUUUCCUUCCUCACCGGUAGGAGGGAGGGAGCGCACAUAUAUAAGAUGAAUCAAAACACCCCGGACUUCAAUCCGUGCUCAGUCCGCACAACGACACGACAGUCUUCAGUCCCGUCUGUUUGUUUGUUUGUUUUUUUCCCCACCGAGUUUUCUACUUUUUUCCAAGAGUGUCCCAUCCCGCCACUUGACACAACCACACACAAAAAACUACUUUUCUCCAAAUGUGUGAGUGCGUUUCGCCGUAAUUCGUAAACAGUGCAACUCAGGAAAUUUGGUCCAACAAUCAUUUUAAAGUGCGCGAAAUUCAAAGAGACAGCGCAGCGGCAGCUUCUUCUUCUUCACACACGAAAUCAACAACCUUCAAAAAUGGGCGACGAUGGAUCGAGUCCCAACAGUCCCAGCAGUUGCCGAAGUAGUCCCAUAAGUCUUCCGGGGAAAACGACGGACAGCCUCAACAUCAGCCGUGACAGUUCGCCGCAAUUGUCCGAUUCCGUCAAAGAGGAAGAAAACGCCGGAAGCCGGAACAAGACCACCAUCAGUCCGUGCAGCACCAGCAGCAAGCCGUCGGCACCACUUUCCUUCUCCAUCGCCCGGCUCAUCAACAAACUGCCGGCCGACGAAACCUCAACAUCAGAGUCGCCCGACAAUAAUAGGCCGUCGGGAUCAUCCGCCAAUAACAACGCCCAUCGGUCUCAACAUCCGCCCGUUUACCCGAUCCCGAUGUGGGCGCCAACAACGAGCGUCAACGGCAACAACACUAGGCCGCCACCGCCGCCGGCAUUUCCAUCCCAACUGAUGCCGGGCUACUUCCAGCAGCAGUUCCCCGAUCCCGGCAACAACAGUUUAAAUCAAAUGUUGCGCAACGUUUUGAUGCAUCAGCCGACGGACGCCCUGGCCACUUUGAUGCGACACUAUCAGCAACAGUUUUACGCAUCCGGACAUCCGCUCCAGUUUCCUUCGCACGGACCUCCGCCUUUGAAUUUGAGUUCCAGCAAUUCCGCAUCGACGGCCGCCAAUUUGCAAAAAGUCGAAAUUUUGAGAUCGGCCGCGUCGGCCUCGCUUCAACACAACAGUCGGCCCUUAUUGGCCCCUCACCAUCUUCACGAUUUUUGGUUUCACCCUGGACUAGUCCAGCCGCAAAAUGGACCAUCUUCCUCAUCUCUCCCUUUCAAAUCGGCUUUCGUCAAACCGAAUGUUAGGCCUAACAACCAGCAACAUCAACAACAACAGCAGCAGCACAGCAGCCCGGUGAGUCAAUCGAACAAGUCGAGCAGCCAUUCGUCGCAACAUCUUUCGCCGAUCGAGCCGGUCAAGCGCAACAAGAAAUUGGACGUGGAAGAGGACGAUGAUGAAGAGGACGAAGAUGAGGAUGUGACGAUUGGCGACGAAAUGGACGAGGAAGACGAAGACGACGAGGAAUUGGACGAAGACGAGUUGGAAGACGACGAAGAAGAUGAGGACGAAGACGAGGAGGAAGAAGAAGAUGAAGAAAGUCGAGUGAGCAGCAGCGGCGCCCUGGUUGGAUCUGACGAUCCCAGUCCGGUUCGAGCCGAGCAGCGACGUCGCCGCAACAACAACAAUAACAACAAGAACAAGCGACCGAAAAAGAAGAGCAAAACCGAGUCGGAGAAAACGACGACAAACAAAUCGAUUGGGGAGGGCGGAGAUCACCCGACGUCGCCGGCCGAUUCUUCGGCCGGGACGGGCGUCAACGGCUCGGGCGGCAGCGGCAACAACAACAACAAGGGCCGCGUUUUCACGUGCCCCGACUGUGGCAAAGUGUUCAACGCCCACUACAACUUGACGCGUCACAUGCCGGUGCACACGGGGGCCCGUCCGUUCGUCUGCAAGGUCUGCGGCAAGGGCUUCCGGCAGGCGUCGACGCUGUGCCGCCACAAGAUCAUCCACACGGCGGAGAAGCCGCACAAGUGCUCGACUUGCGGCAAGGCGUUCAACCGCUCCUCGACGCUCAAUACUCACGUGCGCAUUCACGCCGGAUUCAAGCCGUUCGUCUGCGAGCACUGCGGCAAGGGAUUCCACCAGAAGGGCAACUACAAGAACCACAAACUGACGCACAGCGUCGAAAAGGCCUACAAGUGCGUCGUCUGCAACAAGGCCUUCCACCAGAUCUACAAUCUCACCUUCCACAUGCACACGCACAACGACAAGAAACCGUUUACGUGCCGCAUUUGUGGCAAAGGAUUUUGCCGCAAUUUCGACCUCAAGAAACACACCCGCAAAUUGCACGACGCCCAUCAGCAGCAGCAACAACAGACGCCGACGUCGUCAACUUCGUCGGCUGUUGGAGCCAGCAGCAGCAAGGGGGCUGUUUUGGCGCCCAGUAUGAAUUCGUCUUUCAGCUCCAACGACGGCGAAAGGAGCAGCCUGGGCAGUAGCAACGGCGCCAGUCCGGUCCAGCAACCACGUUCAAUCGUCAAAACAUCACCGUCGGUCGUCGAGUCGGUCAUGCCGCCGCAUCAAUCCAACGCCAACCGGAUGGGCCGAACAAGCGGAGGCGGAGCCAAUAGUAAAAUGACUGGCGGUGGUAUGAAAAACAAACUUCAAAUCCCCCAUCAUCCGUCGGUGGCUAUGAAUCCGUUGGCGGCAUCCAUCCGGAGCCUCCAACAUCUAUACCAGAGCCCUUCGGCGACGCUUCCGCCAUUGAGCCUGACGUCGCCCUAUCACCACCAUCAUCACCACCACCACCACCACCAGGCGCAUUUAAUGUCGGCUGGAGGAUCUGUGGUGUCUUCGGGAUCGUCCAAUCGAGUCCCGUCGGGGGGAGCGCCGCCAGCGGCUCCGUCCCGUUUGUUUCAAAUCUCUUCCCUGUUAUGACCUUCUUCUUCUUCUUCUUCUUUCCACUUUUAGCUCUUCUAUUGAAUGUUUUCCCCCAAAUCCUUUUUGGCAUUUCAUUUGUUACAACACAACACAUUACGGUUCUUUCCUUUUUGAAAAUUUUGUGGAAUUUAUUCAUUGAUUAUAACCAAUACGUGUCUGUCGGACGAGAAUAUAAAACCAGACUACUGUACAGUAUAAAUCAAACGAGUCUUGCGCACAUAAAUAAAUAGUCUGGCAGCCAUAACAAUAAUAGCCCGUCCAUCUAAUAUAAAUCGCCGACGUGAAGAUUCGGGUUGGGAGACGUCGAGGGGGGCGGAGGACAAAUAGUAGGAGGAAUAUAUGAUAGCUGUCAACGACAGGAGAACCCCCGAACCCGUUAACGAGCUCCGUUUGAUUGCUGUUGCUGCUGGACGAAUAUGUUUUUGCUGGCCCAUGUCGAUUUGUUAAUAAUAAAGAGACCCGACAUCAACAUCAUCUGAUCUUCUGAAUUCCCCCCACCAAAACUGGACGGGUAAAGCUGGGCCCACACAACAACAACAACAACAAGAUGAUGAGUUCCGCCCCGAAUAUUUGUCGCUUUUUUUUUGUUCAUUUGUGUGAGGCAAGGCGACAGAUCGGACUGCGUCGACACCCGACAACAAUGACGUGUUAUGGCUGUCUCGUUGCCACGGCCGAGGUGUCGGACCGUGUUCCAUCUCCAUUCGACGCCACGACAAUAUGAACCGACAGCAGCCGCAACAGCUGCAGGUGAAAUCGACAACAACAACAACCAGAUCCACAGACGCAUCAGCAAGAAUCUGACGAUCGUCACAUUUUCACGUUGCCUGGCGAAAACCAAAUAACCACGGCGUCAUUAAAAACGAGGCAUAACAAUAAGACGUGGCAUUAUGCCAAAAUGCAUUAACUUUGAGCAAAUCAAAAACAGGACAUUCUAGAAAUAUCCGUCUCUGUUUAUUCCAUAGAAAUAAAAGGGACAGCAACUCUAAAUAGGCUCUCGAUCGUGCGAUUAAUAACACACGGCAGAAAAGAGACGACGGAAACUAUUCAAAAAAUAAAAGGGGGGAAGAGACUAGGGUGGACAAAAAAAAAGGUUCAAUCGCGUUUCAUGCUCGACUGGCACGGAGCAGCAGCGUUCAAAUCACUUACACAUCCAUAAGGAGUACUACAACCUUUCACUUUUUUUUUUUCGCUGGGCAAAUUCUGUCCUCGUCCUGUCAAAAAGAUGAUGGCGAUUCUUUUUUUUUUCUACUUAAUAAUCGAUUGUUUGAGACAUUCAUUGCGGCUAUCGUGUCGACAAGGCAAUUAAUAUGUCAUCCCGCGUCCCAGUUAUAUCCCACUUUGCCCGUCGCCUGGCUGUCAGUUGAUUGGAAUAGGAGCUGCUGCUGCUGCUCUUGAUUGUUUUGUGUGACCAUCUCAUCUACCCGGCCCAAAUGGAUCUAAAAGGAGGGGGGAGCCGGUCCAGUCGGGAAUCGAUUGGUCAUGAUUGUCAUCAUCAUGUAAUCGCCUACAACAUUUACACAACGGAGAAAGCCAUCAAACCUCCACCCCUCCCUUGUACACAGCCCAUGACACCCAUAUGAUGGGCCCACGAAAGUUGUUCCUACUCGUUUCUACUCACAACGGCCGAUGGUGAAAAGAGAGAAGAGGGUUCCCAAAAAGUUGCAGACAAAAGACGAGUGUGCAACCGGACAACAAAAUUUGAAAAUAAAAAAAUUUCAUUUUGGCCACAACAGGAGAGAGAGAGAGAGGCCCCGAAAAAGAAUAUUUUUCUCUCCCUGCUGCCUGAACUCUCUGCCCAGAGUCUAUUGAUAAAAACUUCGCCCGUUUCUCUCUCGGUCCCACUUGCCCCGCGCCCCCCCCUCUUCAUACAUUGGCUAGUCAACCGCACUAAUCUGAUAAUGCAACGUGCCUAGCUAUGGGUACACAUAUUAUAAGGCCUACACAUACACACACUCACUAUACUCUGCACACUCCCCGCUGUUAUAUUAUAGACUCUCCUCGUCGUCUACUUCUUCUUCUUCUUUUUUUCUUUUUUUUUAUAAAUAGCUGCUCCUCAUUCGCCCCUUAUUGAUCAUUAUUAUUCAGUAGGAGCCUAGCUGGAUGGAUGGAUGGAUAUUCCACUGUUGAUGAGCAGUUCUGUGCAGGCAGUUGAAACGGUUCAUUUCGGGUCGACGCUCUUUUUUCUUUCCCUUUUGAUAUGGGGACAGACCCCGCGCGCGCUUACACCGAAAAACAUGUCGGGAUUGUGUGUGUUGUAAUCCCUCAAGUCUAUUAUACGCCGCAGAUCAAAAAGUACAUGUAUGCACAUCACAGCAGUCUAAUCCAAGCAAGGAGAAUGCUAAACUGCAUCAUCCAGCGGUUGCCGCUGAUCGGACAUUUGAUUCACCCGUGAAUAGAAACGGUCGCCAUCGCAAAAAGGAAAAAAAGAGCUACGAUACUUGAAAUAGAAGAUACACGACAGAGUUGGCAAAAGAAACUGGACGACGACGCAAAUCUUCGCUCUUUUCUCCGUAACUUGUUUUUUCUUUUCAAUCAAAGAUUUAUAAAUCUUGAUGGUGAAAAGAGUUUUUGGCCGGUGGAGUAUACUACGCUCUGCACAGUUUCUCAAACAGUCUAUGUACUUCUUUCUUUCAUCAAUCUCGUUUCUAGAUCUAGAAAGAAGAAAAUUACUCCCUCAACGUGCUGUAAUCCCAUGUAUACGACCGAAUCUAUCCGAACCGACCAUCAAUUGAUGAGAGAUUCGCCACAGGUGUCUUUUCCUUUUGUGCAAGAGUAUUUAAAAGUAAAUAGGCCUGGCACUAGUUCCCUAUUUCUUUAUUUUUCUCUUUCCCUUUUUCACUGAUGUUAUGUGCCAGUUGUUUGCCUUCUCAAGAGAACAUCAACAUGUUUGUUUGAUCCGGAUGAUGAAGAAAAGUAGACGUGAAAAGAGAUGAGGCCCAGUCUAAGCGAACGUUCAAUGCCGGAAAUUGCAAUCCUUUUCUUUCUUAUAGAUUUUUUUCUCUCCCCUGCAUCCACCCCUCUCUUCGUUUUGGGUCCACAUCUUGUUUUGUGUUGUGUGGAACAAGGCGAUUAAUCCCCCCCUCAGACAUGAUCUUCCUCCGCACUGUACGUAUAACCUUAUAUAGACGCACCACACACACCUAUGCCGUUCGGGUGAGCAGCUUCUUCUUCUUCUACUUUUUCUCAACAUUUACUGUGUACCCCUCGCUCGCAUACGUACGACGACCCAGAGGUGCUCAAAUACAAGACUGGCGGCUUGUAAUCCACCCUCAUCCGAUCAACAUCGCUCCAUUGAGUCUCCCUCUCUCUCCAUUUUUUUUCUUCCCUUCAUUUAUGCGCUACUAUAUAACCCUGCGUUAUUUUUUUCUCUCUCUCUCUAAUUCUCCUUCCUCGAGUGUGUUACAAUCGUAUCUCUACUAACUACAAGGAAUUCCGUUUUGUAUCUCUUUCAUCGAAUCUUUGGGCAGACAUCCGGUUCUCUUAAAUAAGAACCGGAGGGUGAGUCCUCCCCCCAAUCCGACCCGAUCUUUUGUUCCACUUAUAUUAUUGU